Messenger RNA from Bactrocera latifrons, 2709 nucleotides. RefSeq names its product protein toll-like. Lineage: Eukaryota; Metazoa; Arthropoda; Insecta; Diptera; Tephritidae. Gene Ontology annotation, biological process: toll-like receptor signaling pathway; immune response. Gene Ontology annotation, cellular component: membrane. The transcript has a single exon. The record is from RefSeq and is a predicted model, not a curated record. Bases 1 to 2709 code for a protein of 902 amino acids. Gene Ontology annotation, molecular function: protein binding; transmembrane signaling receptor activity.
AUGCGAAUUGUAUGCGCACUAAACGCAACUACUGAUAACAAAAGCAACAAAAUCAACAACAACAACCAAAGCGGUACUACACUAACAAUACAUAUAUACAGAAGCGAACAGGUGCGCAUAUACUGUCACGACUACGAGAACGGGAGCGCCGAAAGUGAGCGCGUAUUCGAGAUGCUACCGUCACUGCCCAUCGGUCCAGAUUUAAUGCUAUUAUUGGUCAGCGGUUGCAAUAACUCCGAUGUCAUUUUGCGCCGCUUCAAUAUACGUCAUGUCAGAUUGCUAGAGUUAAGCGCUGAUACAAUAAUGACAAGCGCAAAGCUAACGCGUCAACAAAUACCCAAAUCGCUGCUGGUGGAUAGUUUGACGCUCACUGCCUACACACAACUAGCAGCAGAUCUGUUCGCUGAUUAUAAGCAAUUGCGAUUUCUCGAAAUACAAACAACACAACUGGAUUUGCCAUUGACUAUUUUCCAGCCGCUAACGAAUUUGAUUGGGCUUACGCUGAAAGCGCGCAUCAAACAAGCAGCGCCACUAAAGCUGUUGCGCGCGCAAAGCCGUUUGUUAAAUACCGUGCUAAGCGAUGGCGCGCUACCGAGUCUGACGACAGCAAAUUUUAGCCACUUAACACAAUUGCAAUCGCUGCAUUUGCCGCGCAAUAAGCUCAGCUAUGUGCCAGCGCACGCACUUGCACCGCUCACCGAAUUGCUGCGCAUUAAUUUGAGCGAAAAUCGUUUACGCGCGCUGAAUGCCGCAAUGUUCGCGCAACAGCUGAAGCUUGUCGCCAUCGAUUUGAGCGAUAAUGAAUUGCAGACGCUGCCUAUGGAGUUGUUUACGCACACGCAGCGCUUGCAAGAGCUUCGCCUGUCGCAUAAUCAGCUGAAGCAAAUACCCAACACGUUGUUCGCGCCGCUAAACUAUUUAAAAGUAUUAUAUUUAAAUAAUAAUCAACUAAGCAGCUUGCAGCCAGAUACUUUCGCCCACAAUGAUGAGCUACAGAAACUUCAUUUGCAAUACAAUCGACUUGAAAUAGCCGCACCGGCGAUAUGCACAAUCUUUGCGACAUUAAAAAAUUUAGCUGAAUUGCUUUUAAACAACAACCGGCUGACACAUAUCUGCGAGCAGCCAAGCGGCAAGAACAAGGGGCAUAUUGAUAUGUCACACAAUCAAAUUGAUAUGUUGCGCGCGCCUGGUUUGGUCGCGCUUGCCUGCAGUUGGGCGCGCGUAGAUCUGUCAUACAACGCGCUGCAAAGUAUUUUAUUACCUACGCCGCUUCAUAGCAAUAAGUCGUUAGCGGCGCUUAAGUGUCACAGCACGCUAGCGCUAAAUCAUAAUGCGCUACACUGCGACUGCCAUUUGUUGAACUUUGUGCUGGCGAAACAAGCGGGUUUUCUGAACGCGCUAACGCAACUGAAUACAACCAACCUGUACUGUGGUACGCCAGUACAGCUACGUGCGCGUCCAAUUGACACACUGCAGGCUGAAGAGCUUUUGUGUCCAGUCGCCGCGCAAUAUUGUCCCAGUAAGUGUCGUUGCUGGGCGCGCACUUAUGACGCAACGCUUAUUGUCAACUGUACGCAAGCGCGCCUGCAAGCAGUGCCCACACUGUCCACUGUCUUGAAUACAACGCUUACAGCCAUCGAGCUGCACUUAACAGACAAUAUUAUCAGCACGCUGCCAAUAAAUUCAACUGUCGGUUAUGCGCUUGUAACGCGCUUAUAUAUUGCUGGCAAUCGGCUGCGCGUCAUUGAAGCGUCGCAACUACCCGCCCAGUUGAAAAGCCUCGAUGUGCGUCACAAUAACCUAACACAACUCAGCAACAGCUUUUAUACGCUACUCAAUGCAAGCGCAAUAUUAAAUGAGAUUUAUUUGUCGCAUAAUAAUUGGUCUUGCGAUUGCGACGCCGAGCAGCUGCUCAUUACGGCGAAGGUACAUCAUAAGCGCAUACGCGAUCUGGAUGAGCUCACUUGCGCGGAUGCGCGCUAUGCCAAACUACUGGAGCUUGCUUUCAACGAUAUCUGCCCAACAGAUAUGAGUCUACUAUUUGUGACCAUAAGCUUAUUAGUGGCCGCUCUAACGCUGGCUGUCGUCAGCGCGCUUUAUUUCAGAUAUCAACUUGAGUUCAAAGUCUGGCUGUACGCGCACAACUAUUGCCUUUGGUGCGUAACAGAGCAUGAAUUGGAUAAGGACAAACCAUUUGACGCGUUCAUUUCAUAUUCUCACAAGGAUGAGCAUUUCGUCGUGCAUGAACUACUGCCGGGCUUGGAACAGGGCGACUUACCGUUUCGUGUGUGCACACAUGAGCGUAAUUGGCUUGCCGGCGCUUAUAUACCGGAGCAAAUAAUCGAAUCGGUUGAGCAAUCGCGUCGCACCAUAAUUGUAUUAUCGCAACAUUUUAUUGAAUCGCCAUGGGCGCGCAUGGAAUUUCGCACAGCACAUCAAAGCGCUUUGAACGAGCGUCGUACGCGCAUAAUUAUUAUUAUGUAUGGUGAGGUUACGCAUAUGGACGCGCUGGAUACAGAGCUGCAAGCUUAUUUGAAAAUGAACACCUAUUUGAAGUGGAAUGAUCCGUUGUUCUGGCGCAAAUUGCGUUACGCCAUGCCGUUCAAGCGUCGCUGUGCGCUUGAUGAGACGCAUGCGCCGCGCUUUAUUUAUAGCGCAAUGGAAUUAAGAGAGUUGAAUGAACGUGCGCGCGCCGAAAGAAAAAUUUAA